UUGAGUUGUGUGUAAGGGAGGGUCUGUGGGUCUCCUCCUCUAUAGAGAAUAACUGACAGCCAGGGGCACUGCCUGCCAUGUCAGCUGUUGCCACACUCAGGAGGCAGGACACUCACUGGCAGAUGGAGCCUGGACUUGGAGCCAUCAGACCUGGACCAGCAUGAAUGCUCUGUCACUUGGUGCCUGCCGACCUCGUUCAGCUGGUCUUGGGACUUCUGUGAAUGCCAAAUGAGAGGCUGUGCCCCCAAAUCUCUUGUAAAAGCCUAAAGCUUCAUGCAGUAGAGAAAAGGGGGCAGAUACCAGCACCGGAGUUCCCGACCCCUUUUCUUCCUGGAAGGAGAGAAGGGGUGGGCUUUUCACCAGUCCUCAGAAGGAUCAGGCUGCGGCAGCCCGGCGCCUGACGAGUGAGGGGGAACCUGCCAGGGGAUUACUGCCAGCACCAGCUAACGGCAGGGCUAGACCUCAGCGGAGUGGGGAUGGGCAGAGCCGUGUUCCAGCGGGGGCCAGCAGCACCAGGAAGGAGACCCAGACCCUGGCAAGGAGCUCACCACAUGCUUGGCUGACCUAGAUGGUGAUGGAAACAGCACUGUGCUGAGUGGCAGCAGAGGGACAGGAGCUGUGCAACCACGGCAACUGCAGGAGGGCCAGCACCUCAGAUGGGAAAGCGGAAGAGCAGAACCUAACACAAGGAGGGGUUUGGUCUCUGUAGCAGAGUGUUUUAUGCUUGAGCAUGACAGGUUACUUCUUUCAGGGCUGAGAACUGCUUCCCUUCCUCUGGCGGAGAUUGGACCUAGAAGAUCAACUGAGGUGACAGCAACUCUUGCAUGGAAUCCAGAUCUCUUGAAGUUCGUGUGCUGUCUGCUGUGAUAGGCGCUCAAGGGCUUCCCUGCUGCUGGGGACGAGGGGCUGCCUCAGCAUCUGCUCAUGAGCCACAAGGACUCUGACUGCUCCAGACUGGACCAUUUCAAGCUGCCAAAGAGUGGGGCUCCUAGAGCUGGCAGCCAGCAACCCCAAGGGACGAGGAGGCUGGGAUGGACUGACAUCCCCCUCUCCAGGGUAGCAAGGAAGGGAGAGCAUCUGUGGCCCAGCUAGUGACCAAGAGAGACCCCAGGAAGCUGUAAGUGGGAACCUAGGAGGCCCAGGGAUGGAGAGCCACUGCUGCCAACAGGUUUUCUCUUGACCUUGAAAGAGGGAGUGGUGUGAGCCCCUUGCCGCUGUCCCCUCAGCAGCAGCACAAGCCCUUAUGCCCUUUGCACGUGGUGCCAGAGCAGGCAGGCAACACCGUGGCUGGUCCAUCAGCUGGCCAGGAGAGGAGUGGCCACGGUGACACCCACCUGCCUGCCAGACUGGUGGUCAGCCCUCUGGCGCGUCACACCAUGAAGUGCUCCCUGCGGGUGUGGUUCCUCUCUGUGGCCUUCCUCUUGGUGUUCAUCAUGUCGCUGCUCUUCACCUACUCCCAUCACAGCAUGGCUACGCUGCCCUACCUGGACUCGGGGGCCCUGGGCGGGACCCACCGGGUGAAGUUGGUCCCAGGCUAUGCAGGCCUGCAGCGCCUCAACAAGGAGGGCCUCACCAGCAAGAGCUGUGCCUGCCACCGCUGCAAGGAUGAUGCAAGCGCCUCUGACUGGUUUGACAGCCACUUUGAUGGCAACAUUUCCCCUGUCUGGACCCGAGAGAACAUGGAUCUGCCAGCAGAUGUGCAGAGGUGGUGGAUGAUGUUGCAACCCCAGUUCAAAUCACACAACACCAAUGAGGUACUGGAGAAACUGUUCCAGAUAGUUCCUGGCGAGAACCCCUACCGUUUCCGGGACCCUCACCAGUGCCGGCGCUGUGCUGUAGUGGGGAACUCUGGCAAUCUGCGGGGCUCUGGCUAUGGGCCAGAUGUGGAUGGACACAACUUCAUCAUGAGGAUGAAUCAGGCACCAACUGUGGGCUUUGAGCAGGAUGUUGGCAGCCGAACAACCCACCAUUUCAUGUACCCCGAGAGUGCAAAGAACCUGCCUGCCAACGUCAGCUUCGUGCUAGUGCCCUUCAAGGCCCUGGACCUCCUGUGGAUCGCAAGUGCCCUUUCCACAGGGCAGAUCCGAUUCACCUAUGCCCCAGUGAAAUCCUUCCUUCGAGUAGACAAAGAAAAGGUCCAGAUCUACAACCCAGCCUUCUUCAAGUACAUCCACGACAGGUGGACCGAGCAUCAUGGACGGUACCCUUCCACAGGGAUGCUGGUGCUUUUCUUUGCCCUGCAUGUGUGUGAUGAGGUGAACGUGUACGGGUUCGGGGCUGACAGCCGGGGCAACUGGCACCACUACUGGGAGAACAACCGGUAUGCGGGCGAGUUCCGGAAGACAGGAGUGCACGACGCCGACUUCGAGGCCCACAUCAUUGACAUGCUGGCCAAGGCCAGCAAGAUCGAGGUCUACCGGGGCAACUGAUGCCAACUUGACCGCUACACUUCCGUCCCAGCCACGAGGCGCGGGACUCAGAACCUGGCUCGGGCUUCGACCUCGACGGUGAGAAGCUCUCGGCUGCCGGGUGAGAUGCCGGCGGUGAUCUGGACAAAUCCCGCUGCAGCCCCGAGAGCGGCACCAAUCAUGAGACCCUGGGGGCCUGACCAGAGUUUGGCACCAAUCAGUGCUGCAGUUGGGCGGAGUCUUUGUUUCCUCCAACCAAUCAUGAGACUCAAGGAGAACUUCCGGCUUGGAAUCCGGCCUCCUCCAAUCAAUGGCCUUCGGAGGCGGGCCAGCGGCCGCCCACUCCCCAUUCCCCUUUGCUUUUGGGUAGCAUUUUCUUUAUUGGAUUUUGAAGAGUAGCGUUUGAUUCCCACCCUUUGGGAAGUGCGGUCCUCAGGCUGGGCAGGAGGAGCCUCAGUUGCUUGCCGAGGGACACCAGAAGGAAGCAGCGGGGAAGGAUCAUGGCAGCGACAGCUCGGCUUCACUUCCCGAGGUGGGGUGGUGGUGGCUAGGUGGCUUCCUGAGAGCGAGCUUUACUCCCGGGGGGAAGCCAGCGCCCUCAAAUCACUCCAGGCCUGCAAGAGAAUCAGACCCCACCUUCCCUUUCUAGAUCAGGCCGAGCAUAGGUGAGUGUGAACCCACCAAAGAAAUGCAGUGAGAAUCUAGAGGGCGCAUUGAGUCCCUCCCUCUUCCCCCCUUGGCCACCCUAUGGAAUGGCCUUUCUGACCAGGGCAUUUUGUGUCUCACCUGAGAACUAGAAUUGUAUUCACCCCAUGCCUGGGGGCAGCAUUCUCCUAACUCUUGAAAACAGGUGUAAGGGGCAGGUCGGGGGGGGGGGCAAGGAAGCCCCCUCACAUCAAAUGUAAGGUGCUUCUCCCUCACGUGGACCCAUGGCCCCUACUGUUCAACACAACCAACCUUUUUUUUUUUUUUUUUUUUUUUUUAAGUUAGUCUCUCCCCUUAGGCCUUGGGCCUUCUCACCAGCUUACUUGUUCUGGAGGGAGAAAAAAAAAAAAAACCUUUGCCCUGAAAUCAGGCACUGCUGCUUUCUCUCUUUCGCUCUCCCUUCUUGCUGUCAUACACAAACACAAACACACAUUUAUUGGCUCUAGAAGGGUGAGCAGCAUGUGGGUAAGGAGGCUGGAGAUGAGUGCCCAGCUGCCCGGUGCAUGCAACUUUUUCUCCCAUCACCCCAAAGAGGAAUAGGAAAUCUCUUGCUUGGGGGUGGAAUUUGCUUUGGGCUCAUUUAGUUAAGUUGCUGGGUGUGGUUGAUCAACAAAGAUUCUUCUCAAACUUUAUGCUGGCCCUGCAAGUAACGGGAGCCUGGCUGGGGAGUAGACUUGCCCCUGCAUGCCUCCUCUUUGCCCACGUGCCCCCUGCCCCACAUUCACCUCCUUCCCUCUAGUCCACUUUCCAAUUCCAGUUCUAUCAGGGCUGUGAAGCUUAACAACCAGGAGUUACAACUGGAAGCCGCUUGCAUGACUGGACGCAUCUUAAGUCCCUCAAGGAAGCUGCUGACCGUAUUCUCACCCUUUAAGGCUGGGGAAGUUUAGGAAGAAGAGGGCUUCUGUGAAGCUUCCAAACAGUGAUGAACACAAAUAUUACCCUUUUACUUAGUGAGUUGACACCACUAUGCAGCCUCCUGGUCAUUGGUAUAGUUCCUGCAGCUGGCUGGGGGAACAGUAACCAGAUGGGAGUAUAUUAGAGGAGGAUUGGAGUGGGGUGGUGGACACCCCUCAAAAUUAAUAUAUUGAGAACUUAGCUUGAGUCUGUUCCCAGUUUCAAAAAUAAGAUUAAAGAAUGAGAGUGGGUUUGGGGGAUCCUUAGUGAAAUAUCCCUCUUGGAUCUCCCCUCACCAUGUCAAGGCACCGGCCAUUCUUGCCAGUCUCAUCUCAGUGCUUCCUGAAGAGACUGUUUUGAGUGUUUAGAUGAUAAAACAAUGCAAUUAUGCCAAACAGUAUUGACAGAAUAAUUUAUUUCAUUUGUAUUCCUUUUCAUUUUGUUUCUGUUUAAACCAUUAAUAAAUCCCCAUUCUGGAAGAGGUAGGUCCCAGCAUCCAGCUCCAAUAUCCUUUUCUGCAAUAGUUAUUUAAACAUUUUUUAAAAAGUUUCUUCCUUUUUUCUGAAAUAAAAAGAAAAAAAAAGGAAACUAUAAAGU
Molecule: messenger RNA, 4604 nt
Organism: Erinaceus europaeus (western European hedgehog)
Lineage: Eukaryota; Metazoa; Chordata; Mammalia; Eulipotyphla; Erinaceidae
Gene: ST3GAL2
Product: ST3 beta-galactoside alpha-2,3-sialyltransferase 2
Exons: 8
Coding region: 1377-2429 (350 amino acids)
Molecular function (GO): beta-galactoside (CMP) alpha-2,3-sialyltransferase activity
Source: RefSeq, a predicted model, not a curated record